AUGGCCGACGACUUCGCUCCCCCGUCGGGUCCCCCGCCUCCCAAAGCUCCCGAGGUCCCUCCCGGCUGGAUCGCCCGUUGGAAUGAACAGUACAAAGAAUGGUUCUACGUAAAUCUCCACACCAAGCAAUCCCAAUGGGAUAAGCCAACCGAGCCCGCACUGCCUCCGCCGCCCCCAGCAGACGGCCACCCCGGAGGUCCUCCCCCCGGCUACGCGCCGCGCCCGGGCGAAUCGACGCCGCCCGUGGACCAGAAGCAGAACCCGUACGACCAGAAGCACAACCCCUACGAGAACCAGUCCUCGACGCCCCAGCCCUACGGCGCCGGCAGCUCCAACAACAUCAGCGAGGACGAGCGCCUUGCCCGCCAGCUCCAGGCCGAGGAGGAGGCCCGCGCCCGCGGCGCCGGCUCGCACUCCCCGAUGCCCCCGGCUACAACCUCCAGCAGCAGCAGCACCAGCAGCCCCAGAGCCCUACGGAGGCUACCCCAGCAGCAGCAGUACGGCGGGUAUCCUCCCCAGCAGGGGUACGGCGGUGGCGGCUACGGACGCGGCAUGGGUGGUGGCAUGGGCGGCAUGAUGGGCGGCGGCAGCGGCGGCCGGAAACCCGGCGGCGGCGGCAUGGGCAUGGCGGGCGGCAUGGCGCUCGGUGCCGGUGCCGGUCUGCUCGGUGGCGCGCUGAUUGCGGACCACAUCAACGACGAGCAGCAGGAGGCGUACGCUGACGGCUACAACGACGGCAACGAUGGCGAUGACUAUGGUGGUGGCGGCGACGACUUUGGCGGCGACUUCUAA
Colletotrichum spaethianum is the source of this 792-nucleotide messenger RNA. RefSeq lists its product as uncharacterized. Bases 1 to 792 code for a protein of 263 amino acids. The record is from RefSeq and is a predicted model, not a curated record. Gene Ontology annotation, molecular function: protein binding. NCBI's taxonomy places the organism in Eukaryota, Fungi, Ascomycota, Sordariomycetes, Glomerellales, Glomerellaceae. The transcript is spliced from 4 exons.